UGCGCACUGGUUAACUUAAUUAUACUAUUAUACUUUUUAUGGAAUUUCAUUUAGCGACUGGAGAAAGAAACACCUAGUUGACUUUGAACUUUCAAAUUCAAACGGACAAGAACAAUGGUUUUCACCACUAUGAUGUUUCUGAGACUGUGUUUAACCAUCAGUAUAUUGAGCAUCAAUGGGGCUCUCAGCCAGACAUGCAAGAAAGAUGAUAUCAACCAACUAAGCGAUGACUUUUCUAGGAGAAUAAAUAAAGUAAAAAGUGAUAUAACUGACCUGACAUCAAAAAUCAGUGAUCUUGAUACCAGACUAAAUGAGCGAAUCACAGCUCUACUAAAUCACAUUAGAAAAGGAGCACCAGAAAUAUGUGAUGAGUCUUUAACUGAAUGUCCAGAGGGCUUCAUAUACCAGAGAAGUCUUAGAUCAUGCUACCUGUUUGUGAAAGAAAAGGUGACAUGGGAAGAGGCGAAGUCCAGUUGCUCGUCCAAAGGGGCACAUAUGAUAGCCAUUGAAUCUGAGAAAGAACAAAAAUUUCUAGAAAGGAAAUUAAAAGCAAUGGGGAAAGUCUGGUUUUGGUUAGGUGGGAUACGUUUGGAAGGAAGUGGUCCAAAAGGAAGCCACGUGUGGAGUGAGGGCGGAUGCUUUAAGUCGAAACCUUUAGAGUACACUAAUUGGUUUCAUGAAGAACCAAGUUAUUUUGGCGUUGAGUACUGCAUGGAAAUAUCACAGAGAUCCAAUGAUGGUCCGUAUCAAUGGAAUGAUGUGGUGUGCUGUAAUAAGAUGUAUUAUAUUUGUGAAAUUAAUUUGUAGAUCACAAAAAAUAAAUGCCAGUAAGGGGCAAUAAAACUAA
This is a messenger RNA of Owenia fusiformis, 847 nucleotides long. NCBI's taxonomy places the organism in Eukaryota, Metazoa, Annelida, Polychaeta, Sabellida, Oweniidae. The record is from the annotation of a GenBank genome assembly.